This is a messenger RNA of Oncorhynchus gorbuscha (pink salmon), 4551 nucleotides long. Its product is annotated as homeobox protein otx5-like. Gene Ontology annotation, biological process: multicellular organism development; regulation of transcription by RNA polymerase II. The record is from RefSeq and is a predicted model, not a curated record. Gene Ontology annotation, molecular function: DNA-binding transcription factor activity, RNA polymerase II-specific; RNA polymerase II cis-regulatory region sequence-specific DNA binding. Lineage: Eukaryota; Metazoa; Chordata; Actinopteri; Salmoniformes; Salmonidae. The coding region runs from base 2914 to 3816 and encodes 300 amino acids. The transcript has 3 exons. Gene Ontology annotation, cellular component: nucleus.
CUCUCUCUUGCCUGACUUUAUUUGGAGAUAAGAUACUUACUUUUCAGAUAAAGUAUAUUAUUAUAGCUAAAAUCGAAUGAGCUUUGUGGAUGUUUGUGAAUCUGUGAGUGUGUGUUUGUUUUUACACUGGUUUAUUACAGCUCACUGUAAUCUUUUGAUGAUGUGUCAAUGAAUGUGUGAAAGGCUUGAUUUGACGAACAGCAAUUUAAUGUGUGAUGCACCUGUUCAAUAACUGAUUGAAAACCUUGAGUUGCAAUUUAGAAUCAAAGUUGAAGCCACAUUCCUGAGUUUCAGCCAGGCUAAAAACCAAAAUAUACAUUUUGGACAUUUAGGCUACAAGUUGUAAUAUGCUAAUAAAGCAUACGUUAUAUUCUUAAAGAAUGGUUAUAUGAUUGAAAUUACCAUUAAACAGAAGAAAAUAUUGAAGAUUGUGCAACAAUCACCAUCCUGUUUACAGCUGUGUUCAAUCGUUUUGGUGCUAUUUUUACAGGUUUCUGGGGAUUUUUUUUAAACACUUUUUCAUCAAAUGUCAUUAGUGUUUCGUCUAGAAAUACACGUUUCACUUUGCAGUACAUGUUAAUAUAAAGUAAUUUCCUUUCACAAUGCAAUGCUCACAUUAUUUUUGAUAUGAAUCAUUUGUUAAAAUACAUUUUACUAUUGCUUAACAUGACUGUUCUUAAUUGAUAAUCACUUACAACAUGUAAAUCUGAUAUUGACAAGAUCAGAUAUGUACUGUACUGUAUGUAACAAAUGCAUCCCAUAUCCAAAAUAUUUAAAAAAAAAUUGAUGGGGAGUUAGGUAACACUGUGUUACUGUAACACCGUAAUAUUUGCCAUUUACGUACGAGCCACUUUUACCCAAAGUGACAACAGAGUCUACAAAUGUUCAUAUGUGACCCCAGUGGGAAUCAAACCCGACAACUCUGCUGUUGCUAGUGCCAUGCUCUUACGAACUGAGUCGCGUACAGGAGCACUACAAUACAUAAGUACAAUACAAUACUGUACAAUACAAUACAUGAUUACAAUAGAGGUAGAAGAUGUAUGAUUGUAAUCCCCAUGAGCCCCACCCUCCUUGGGGGCAAGGAUGAGGCAUGCAAUAACAUCAAUCCAGACCUGUCAGGCAAAAUCUAUAUUCAUCAUGAUCAUAAUAAUACAUUACGGUAUAUAUCAUACUUUAUAUGUUUAUACACUAUAGACAUACAUCGACAAUCCAGUUUAAAAUAUAUAUGAUUACCAAAAGGUUAAAUUAUUAUAAAUUAAGAGCAGUCGGAUUAAUUCAUAGUCAAAUUUAUUUUAACAGAUUAGAAGAGGAUCAUUUCAAGUAAUGUGGAAGGCAAUUAUUUUAUAUGAACAUGUAUUGCAAUGUGAAACAUGUAGGCCUAUUUCUAGAUGAAGCACUUUGGUGAAAAGUGACCGUAUGAUUUUGUGUGUUGUACUUAGUCAUUUUAACAUGUGCUGUUGAAACAACUGCCUUUUUGAUUAUCUGUUUUUAUUUUUGUAGUACGAGUUGUGAACAUUUACCACAUACUUGUGAAAAUUGCACCAAAGCAACUGAAAAAAACUGCAAAUCAGGGCUUUAAUUUGCUUAAUUUGUCAAAUUAUUGGCAACAUGUUUAUUACAUUCUAAAUAAAAAUGAAGUUUAGUUGGGCCAACAUAACUCUACAAAACAAAUCCCGUGAAAACCUCGCAAAACACAUGUUUUUACAGAUCAAAUUAAACUGAAUAUAAAAUAUUUUUCGGUGUAUCACAAAAAAAUUGAAAGUCAAAAGAAAUUAUGAAUAAAAUGUUGGUUCAGAGGUAUAGUUGAUUACAUCAACGUUUUAAUUGGAUUCCAAAGUAGGCUAAUCGAAAUGACUCUGGACCAACAUGAACUAAUUUCUCAUUGAUUUUCAAAUUAUAAUUACAAAUUGAAACGUAAAGUUAUAGGCUUAUUUGAGAAUUUAAUGGGAAUAAACUUUUUGAGUCAUGCAAUAUAUUAACCAUGGACUCAAUUCAGUCAUUUUAAUGACUAUAUUAAUAUAGGCCUAGGCCAAAUAUGUCCUCGGCUGUAUCAUUUAUAAUAUUAUGUCUUGAUUUCAAAUGUUUAGAGGACGAAUGUUUAUCAGUUGUCGUUAAUAAAUCCUCACAUUUGAAAAAGUAGACUACUAAAUAUUAUUUUUUGCUACAGCCCUGUAUGUAUAGUUUGAAAUAUACAUAUGUUCAACAAAAAACAAAAAACGUUACCCAACCCAUUACUAAGCAAAGAUAAAUCAGCCCAGGGCGUAUACAUCAGCAAAUGCUUAUUUUGUUCCAUUGAAAUGUGAUGAAUGCGAAAAUCUUAAUGUGACACAUUUCGUUUUCUACUACGAAAAAGUAGACCUAUCUGCAAAAUUGUUUGUAAAUGUAUCUGGGAAUAAAAGUUUAAUAGAUGAUGCGAUGAAGUGUAGUGGGAUGGGCAGAGACAAAAGAGAGCGAGAAAGAGAGAGAGGGAGGGGGGGUUCUUGUGCGUCCACUUGGUACCUUUAAUUAGCUCACCGUGUCUGUAAAAUAAGUCAGUGUCGUGGCAUCACCCCGCUCACCGGCAGCACGCACCUCUUUACCUGCUCCUGACGAGCCAAAAUAUAAGUGUCCGCGCACUCUGCUAUGUCCUAAACUGCGGUGCGCAAUUGUCACGAGGGUUGCACUUUACAUUUUUUUGUGUUUUCGACAAGUCAAGUGAGAAAGAGUAAGAGGGAAAAUUAAGAAAGGCAAAUAACUUUGAGACAUCUCAAGAUACCUUUGUCACUUGGCGAGGUCGAUUUGGAGCGGGACCUAAAACUUCAAUACAUUACCGACGGAGAGGGACUAGUGGGAAAUAGCCAAGUAAGUCCGUCGUGUGUGCCUGUUCAGAGAGACGGCCAAGUGAGGGAGAAGGCAUAAAAACCCGGUGCGAGGAUGAUGUCCUACAUUAAGCAACCCCAUUACGCCAUGAACAUGUCUGGGAUGGACCUGCUACACACCACCGCUGGAUACCCAUUCUCUGUGUCUCUGGAUUUCUCAGCCACCCCGCGGAAGCAGCGUCGCGAGCGCACCACUUUCACACGCAACCAGCUGGAUAUCCUGGAGGCCAUGUUCUCCAAGACCCGCUACCCCGACAUCUUCAUGAGGGAGGAGGUGGCCCUCAAGAUCAACCUCCCCGAGUCGCGCGUACAGGUGUGGUUCAAAAAUCGCCGUGCCAAGUGCCGCCAGCAGCAGCAGCAGAGCAGCGGCCAGUCCAAGCCCCGCCCCCCUAAAAAGAAGGCGUCACCGGCCCAGGACCAGCCCAGCAAUGGCCCCGACCCCUCAUCCAACAACCCCUCUGGCUCCUACAGCCCCUCCCCCGACCCAUCAGGCUCCUCCCUGCUCACUAGCGGCAACAACCCUGGCAAUGCACCCAUCUCCAUCUGGAGCCCAGCCAUCUCGCCACUCCCUGACCCUCUGGCCUCCUCGGCGCCCUGCAUGCAGCGGCCCUCUGCCUACCCCAUGAGCUACGGCCAGCCUCAGGCCUACGCCCAGGGCUAUGCCGGCACCUCCUCCUAUUUCACAGGCUUGGACUGUGGCGCCUACCUUUCGCCCAUGCACUCACAGCUGUCGGCAAACGGCGCCCUCAGCCCCAUCACCGUGCCCUCCAUGGGGGGCUCGCUGAGCCAGUCACCCGCCUCGCUCUCCUCCCAGGGCUACGGCACGGCCGCUUCGCUGGGCUUCACCUCCGUCGACUGCCUGGACUACAAAGACCAGCAGGCGUGGAAGCUGGGCUUCAGCACCAUGGACUGCCUGGACCACAAAGACCAGAAUUCGUGGAAGUUCCAGGUGCUGUAGAGAAGAACAAGAACAAGAACAAGAGUGGGAGGAGUUGUGAAUGAAUGAGGCCCUCACCAGAUACACGAUCAGAUACGAUCAAAUUAUUCUGACAGAUUACUUUGUUUUGGUUAUUUCUUGUUUGUAAGUUUUGUUUCUCGUUUGUAAUCUUGGUUUUUACAACCCCUGUAGAAUGUGUUUUCCAUUCAGGUGAGAGAGGAGAAGAUAGACGCAGGGAUAUAAUUGAUACCUCCUGACUGUGAAUGCAGGAGAUCAGGUCCAGUUACUUUCUCAUACAGUAGAAGGGAAGGAUGCCCCUGAGGAUCAUACUAUAUAGAAAGACACUCAACUAGAAACUGACUUAAACACACAGGCCAUGGUUCAGAUGCAUUGAUUGGUCUGUCAUGGAAAGACAUCCUCAAGAUAAUUCUAUUGAUACAACCACGCAAUACUCAAUCAUUCCUCUGUUCUUUUUUCUGCUGUUUUCAAGAAACAUAUCAAUAGAUCAUAUUCACAGGGCUUUAAUACUCUCUUAGUCUCUCUAUUUUUUGUUCUGAAAGACUAUCAGUGUUAAUUUGAGUUUAGUUGUUGUUAUAUAUGCUACAAUUUAAAUCUUAAUUUGGUUACUUUUAGGCUAUUGGAGCUAACAUAUUACUAUGGUGUUAGGCUAGCAUUGUUGCUAUUACAUUUUGAUGGGAGAAAAAAAAUGGCUUCUAUGUUUUUUUGUGUGAAAUAUUAAAGCUAUCUUUGAAUCUA